Molecule: messenger RNA, 1575 nt
Organism: Diabrotica balteata
Lineage: Eukaryota; Metazoa; Arthropoda; Insecta; Coleoptera; Chrysomelidae
Source: the annotation of a GenBank genome assembly
AUUGCUUUUAGAGCGAGUAUAGGAAGCCUGACAUAUAUUCAGGAGCAACUUCAGGAGGAAGAGGAAGAAAAAGAACAAGAAGUAUUAGCAACUAGAGCAAAAUCUAUAAGUCAAUAUGAAAGUGACAGCUUUAGAUGUUUAUUGCCACAGAUUUACUCAGCUCUUACAGCAACUGGAUAUCACGUGCAAUAUGGAAUUGCCAUGUCGUUUUCAGCAGUUCUCAUUUCUCAGAUGGAAGUGCCUGGUAGUGGUAUUGUAUCUACUAAACCUCAAAAUGCUUUUAUGGCUAGCGUAUUUACUAUGGUAAGCCCCUUGGGAUCCACAACAAGCGGUUUCUUAAUGGACAGAUUUGGAAGACUUAAUACUCUCAAACUUGGCCUUAUACCUACCAUCGCAGGAUGGAUAUUAAUUGCCUUGUCCAAAAGUAUGACUCCUAUUAUCAUAGGCAGAGUUCUUAUAGGAAUUGGUGCAUGUUGGGCUACCAAUCCUGCAUCUGUUUAUAUAGCUGAAAUAGCACACCCAAAAGUAAGAAUGUCGUUAAAUCAAUUAGCGCCAUCCUAUGCAUCAUUAGGAUUAAUUUUCGGCUACAUAUCCGGAUAUUAUGUAAGUUGGUGGAUUAUUUCGUGGAUUACGAUCCUAGUAGUAAUAAUUCCUGUCAUAGGGAUAAGCUUCCUACACGAAAGUCCACCAUGGUUAAUGCUAAAGGGAAGAUAUGAUCAAGCUAGAAAAUCCUUAAAUUUUUUUCAUAAAAAUCAACCACAACCACCUGGAAUGGAAGAAUCUUUUGCAGAACUUCAAUUUAAAAUGCUCAAGAAACAACAAGAGGAAAUUGAGAGGAGGCGUAAAAAAAUGAACAAUAUAUUAGGAAUUGCUAAAGAAUUUUUAAAGCCAACGGGAUACAAACCAAUUUUAAUAAUGACUCCUUUGUUUUUCUGUCAAGAAUUUUCAGGAAUAUUCAUAACAAUGUUUUACUCCAUAACGUUUAUAGAGGAAGCAGGAUCUAAUAUAAACCCAUACUAUGCAUCAGCUCUAAUUGGAGUAAUUCGAUUGGUUUUGACAAUAGCUAAUAUUUUUAUAUUAAAAUAUAUCACAAGAAGAGCUGCUAUUAUAUCCAGUGCCAUUGGAAUGGCUAUAUUUAUGUUCAUAUCUGGACAGUAUACAUUAUGGAUAAAACAAGGUGUUUCGACGGCAACAUGGGUACCAGUAACCUCGUUGUUAAUGUACGUUGUGUGUUCAGUGCUGGGUCUAAUGUUUUUACCAUUUAUGCUAAUUUCUGAACUCUUUCCUUUGGAAAUCAGAGGCGUAGGAUACACCAUCGCAUAUAGUAUCAACAUGCUGUUCAUGUUUGGUUCUCUUCAAAGCUACUAUUGGUUGAUAGAGAUUUUGGGUGGUGUGGCACACUUGCAAUGGAUGUUCUCAAUCCUUUGCGUUACUGCAGCGGUUUAUACUUAUUUCUUCUUACCAGAAACUAAGGGAAAGAAAUUAAGUGAAGUUUCAGAAUACUUUAAGAAAGGAUGGCUGUACAUAGGAAGAAGUAAAGAUAACAAAGAGAAGACUACACAUGACACAGCUUAA